Messenger RNA from Nerophis ophidion (straightnose pipefish), 841 nucleotides. RefSeq names its product transmembrane protein 216 (gene tmem216). The transcript has 6 exons. Lineage: Eukaryota; Metazoa; Chordata; Actinopteri; Syngnathiformes; Syngnathidae. Bases 94 to 459 code for a protein of 121 amino acids. The record is from RefSeq and is a predicted model, not a curated record. Gene Ontology annotation, biological process: non-motile cilium assembly. Gene Ontology annotation, cellular component: ciliary transition zone.
AAAUAAUUAAAGCAAAAUAUAAAAAUCACGUGUGUUUUAAUCGACGGAUGCCGAAACGUCACUUCCGCUCAGGCGUUGCCACGGUAACCAGAAAUGGCGCCGGGAAGCCAGCCAAUCCUGUCAUCCACUCCUCUGCAGGUCCUCUUGUACCUCAAUAGUUGGUACUUUGGAGCUUUCUACCUGGCUGAAGUUCUCAUGUUCAUCUAUAAAGGUAUUUUACUGCCGUACCCAACUGGUAAUUUGGUUCUGGAUGUGGUCCUACUGGUUCUCUUCCUCGGACUGGAGAUACUCAGGAUAUUCUAUGCCUGGAAGGGCAACUUGUGCGAGCACUCGCUCACCACAGCCGUGUCGCUCUUCCUGCUGCUGCCGUGCGCCACUCUGGCCGCCUACUUCCUGCUGCUGCAGACCUUCGUCCUGCGUCUGGAGUUCCUCCUCAGCAUCGUGCUCCUCUGCUUCUAACGGCCUCCAGUUCCUGCUGGGAGUCCUCGCCUUGUCUGCCUUCUCCAGGUCCGUAGUUUACUGAGCAGCACGAAGCUGAGUCGGUGACGUCAUGUCUGAUCAUGAAACUCGCUGUAAAUAUUUUUGUUUAUGGAAGCUUUUUACUUUUAUACAAAAUGACAAAUUGUGUGUAAAUAAAGGAUUAUGAGACAGGCAGACUUUUGGCAUCUUGCAGCAUGUCAGGUGAGCAGCGCCCACACCUGUCACUCUCCCUUGUGGACUGAGUGGUCAAUAUGUUGAUAAUGGACACCAAUUUGUUGUCAUUUUAUUUCACAAACCGUCUGCAUGUGUCCAAUCUGGACCGCUACAUUGGAAUUAAAAUGCAGCCUGCCACAUCGUUUAA